This is a messenger RNA of Colossoma macropomum (tambaqui), 2091 nucleotides long. RefSeq names its product protein kinase, cAMP-dependent, regulatory, type I, beta (gene prkar1b). Gene Ontology annotation, cellular component: cAMP-dependent protein kinase complex. Gene Ontology annotation, biological process: regulation of protein phosphorylation. Gene Ontology annotation, molecular function: cAMP-dependent protein kinase regulator activity. Lineage: Eukaryota; Metazoa; Chordata; Actinopteri; Characiformes; Serrasalmidae. The transcript is spliced from 11 exons. The coding region runs from base 134 to 1282 and encodes 382 amino acids. The record is from RefSeq and is a predicted model, not a curated record.
CCGGUUCAAAAGAACGAGUCGGACGUCGCUAAACACCAGCAGCAGCCUCCAACAUCCACCGUCCACCAUCAUCUCCAGCAACCUAGAGCUCCACAGCAUCUCUCCUGUAAACAACGCGGAGAUAGGAGAUAAGAUGGCCACCUCCUCCACCUCCUCCAAUCUGGAAGAAGAUGAGAGUCUGAAGGGCUGCGAGGUUUUUGUGCAAAAACACAACAUCCAGCAGAUCCUGAAAGAGUGCAUUGUGAGUCUGUGCAUCGCCAAGCCCGAGCGUCCUAUGAAGUUCCUGCGGGAGCACUUCGAGAAGCUGGAGAAGGAAGAAUGCAAGCAGAUUUUGGCGCGGCAGAAGUCCAGCUCUCAGUCGGAUUCUCAUGAUGACGAGGUCUCCCCUCCACCUCCAAACCCUGUUGUCAAGGCCCGGCGCAGGAGGGGAGGGGUCAGUGCUGAGGUUUACACAGAGGAAGAUGCGGUCAGCUACGUCCGGAAGGUCAUCCCAAAGGACUACAAGACGAUGACAGCUUUGGCUAAGGCCAUCUCUAAGAAUGUGCUUUUUGCCCAUCUGGAUGACAACGAGAGGAGUGACAUAUUUGAUGCCAUGUUCCCUGUCACACACAUUGCUGGAGAAACAGUCAUUCAGCAAGGUGAUGAAGGGGACAACUUCUACGUCAUUGAUCAGGGGGAAGUGGAUGUGUAUGUGAAUGGAGAGUGGGUGACUGGUAUAGGGGAGGGGGGCAGUUUUGGAGAGUUGGCGCUGAUCUAUGGAACCCCCCGUGCUGCCACUGUUAAAGCCAAGACUGACCUGAAGCUGUGGGGAAUUGACCGGGACAGCUACCGCCGCAUACUCAUGGGAAGCACUCUGAGGAAGAGGAAGAUGUAUGAAGAGUUCCUGAGUAAAGUGUCCAUCCUCGAGUCUCUGGAGAAGUGGGAGAGGUUAACAGUGGCCGAUGCGUUGGAGCCGGUUCAGUUUGAGGACGGAGAGAAGAUCGUGGUGCAGGGAGAACCGGGAGACGACUUCUUCAUCAUCACAGAGGGUACAGCCUCUGUUCUGCAGCGUAGGUCUGACAAUGAAGAAUAUGUGGAGGUGGGUCGUCUCGGACCAUCUGAUUAUUUUGGUGAGAUAGCGCUGCUGCUGAACCGCCCACGUGCCGCCACCGUGGUGGCCCGAGGACCGCUAAAGUGCGUGAAGCUGGACCGGCCGCGAUUCGAGCGCGUCCUGGGACCCUGCUCCGAAAUCCUGAAGAGGAACAUCCAGAGAUACAACAGCUUCAUCUCCCUGACUGUCUGACCCUCAUGGCAGGAGGGCGAUGCUCACGGGGAGCCGGGGCGGGGGGCGGCGCCGGGCUGCAUGAAGCAGUUCGUGAUGAAUUACCUGAGCUUCACCUACAGAGUUUUCACUGUAUGUGCGUCGGGGGUGAAGCGGGGACUUUGUUCACGAGCUCUUUCAUGAAGCCUCACGUUGUUUUUCUUUUCUUUCGCGUGAGGUUGCGGGUGUUGUGGGGUGGAGUUACCAUGGGAGAUGAUUAUAUACGAGCUUUCUGCCUUUUCGUUUCACUUCUGCUUUUUUUUUUCGUUGACGUUGUUGUUAUUUUUGUGCGUUCUUCGCUUUUCUUGUGCACUUCGUGCCGUAGCUUUAUUUAUGAACUAUGAGAUCUAUGAAGAGGUGCGUUGGAGAUGAUUUCAUACAUGAGUUAGGUCUGUGUAUUUUACAGUGUGGUGCAUGCAAACCAGAGAUGCACACUUAUAGAUUGUAUUGAGGAUAUAGUACUGCACAAAAGCCAGAUACCACCCUUCAUUUCUUUUAUUUACAGGCAAAGAGUUUGUUUUUUACUAUCAAAAAAAAAUAGAGAAUAUAGAUUUAACGGAAAAUUAUACAGAUGCACUUUAUUACAACUUGCGUUGUUUUCAGGAGACUCACUUUCAGUUUUUCAAAGAAAUCUGCAGGGAUAUUUUUCAACACUUCCAAAGUUCAGUCUUAGAAGUUGCUUGUAUAGUCUCAUGAUUGUUCAGAGUGCACUGUUAGAAAUAAAGGUUCUGUGCAGGUACAUUUUUCGUUCAUCAAGGUACAAACGAUGUAAAUGUUCCCCCAAAGGUACA